Capronia coronata CBS 617.96 is the source of this 903-nucleotide messenger RNA. RefSeq lists its product as uncharacterized. The transcript has a single exon. Gene Ontology annotation, molecular function: oxidoreductase activity. Bases 1 to 903 code for a protein of 300 amino acids. Lineage: Eukaryota; Fungi; Ascomycota; Eurotiomycetes; Chaetothyriales; Herpotrichiellaceae. The record is from RefSeq and is a predicted model, not a curated record.
AUGACUACGGGCAAUUUCAAAUAUAUCGAUCCCAGCUCCUAUGUCGAGAGCGAUGUCCCCUUCGUCAAGCCUUGGUCGAAAGUUGAUGGUCCAGGCACUUCUUUCAAAUUGACCGAUCGCAGGCGGUCCGUGGAAGACUUGCGGGGCCAGGAAUCCAAGUUCUCCGUAGACACCUCCGGCUUUGCGGUCUACGAGUAUCCGGCACAAGAGAAGGAAUUCACCGAGGACCGCAGGGUUCGUGACGGAUACUAUGCCGAGAUAGAGGCCCUGCUGCGGGAGAAAAUCCCCGGCAUAAAAAAGGUGGUGAUAUUCGAUCACACAAUCAGAAGGAGGGACAAGGCGGCACCUCGACAGCCCGUCCAGCAGGUGCAUGUUGAUCAGACACCCGGCGCAGCGGAGGCGAGAGUACGAAGACAUCUCCCGCAGGAGGAGGCAGAAGAGCUAUUGAAAGGCCGCUAUCAGAUCAUCAAUGUGUGGCGGCCGAUUGCAAAUCCGGCUUCAGAUUUUCCCCUGGCAGUCAUUGACUGGCGAACCACGGCCCCAGAAGACUUUGUUAAAGUCGAUCUAUUAUAUCCCAAGCGGGACACAAAUGAUGACGACGAUCGAGGCAGAGAAGUCCCUCCCGAUCCGAGCUCUACUCAUUCAACCGCCGGCUACGAGGUCAGGGGUGAAACAUACGCCAUCGCUCCAAAUGAGAAACACAAGUUCUUCUACCAAAAGGACAUGACACCAGAUGAAGUCAUGUUCAUCAAGUGUUUUGAUUCUUUCAGUCAGGUGAACCCCGGAGGUAAGCCUGGUUUGGCGGAUUGCACUCCACAUACAGCAUUUGUCGACCCUCAAACACCGGCAGAUGCUCCUGGGCGCCAGAGCAUCGAGGUGCGAUGCUUGGUAUUCUACGAAUAG